Messenger RNA from Cajanus cajan (pigeon pea), 1843 nucleotides. Its product is annotated as 2-oxoglutarate (2OG) and Fe(II)-dependent oxygenase superfamily protein. Gene Ontology annotation, molecular function: L-ascorbic acid binding; oxidoreductase activity, acting on paired donors, with incorporation or reduction of molecular oxygen; iron ion binding. The record is from RefSeq and is a predicted model, not a curated record. Lineage: Eukaryota; Viridiplantae; Streptophyta; Magnoliopsida; Fabales; Fabaceae. Gene Ontology annotation, biological process: collagen metabolic process.
GUGGGAAUGCGGAAGAAGUAAUUAAGCUGAGAGAAAAGAAGAACAUGACAUUGGAUCCGCGUAGGUAAUGUUUAAAGAAAACAGAGACAGAGUUCGGUAGUAAUGUCAGAGGUUGAGUUUGAACCUCAACAUCCACGCCUCUUCAUCCCCAACUUCCUCUCCCUCAACGAAUGCAGAGUUCGUUUCUUACUCUAUUUCUUUCUUCGCUUAAACCUUUUUGUCUUUCUUUUUACUCUGGUUUUGGUGAAGGAAUUGGAAUUCAUCCACAAGAGUUGCAGCACCGUCGGUUACAGACCCAAUGUUUUCUCCACCACUCUCUCUCAUCUCAUUGCUACCAACUCUUCCCAUUUCAUCAUUCCUUUUGUUCCCAUCAGAGAAAGGUUGAAGGAGAAGCUAGAACAGUUUUUCAAAUGUGAGUAUGAGCUCUUCAUUGAAUUCACUGGUUUAAUCAGUUGGAGCAGAGGAGCAAGCAUUGGAUGGCACAGUGAUGAUAACAGGCCCUACCUCAAACAACGCCACUUCUCAGCAGUGUGCUAUUUGAAUACUUAUGGCAAGGAUUUCAGUGGUGGACUCUUUCACUUCCAGGAUGGUGAGCCUGCAUCAAUUAUGCCAAAGGCUGGAGAUGUUGUAAUGUACACAGCUGAUGACCAUAAUGUUCAUUCUGUUGACGAGAUAACUGAAGGAGAAAGACUGACACUUGCUUUAUGGUUCAGUCGUGAUGGCUCCCAUGAUGAGGAUGUGAAGCUUAUUUCUCUUCUAUCACAACACAUAUUACAUAAGAACAUGGCUGAUUCAUACCUUCCGUUGCCAGCAUCCAGUAAUAUGUACUGGUUUUCUCAGGACCAAGCUUCUGAUUACCAGUUUGGUUUUAAUAUAUGUUGGGCUAGACUGCAUGUUCUUGGAUAUGACAUAUAUAUUUCUCAAGACAGUGGCAUUGAGUUUGAUGUCUCUGAAUUACUGGUAAAGCCAGUGCACUUAGUGAGGGGAAAUGAGUUGCUAGAUCAGGAAUUUGUCAAUAUUAUGCAUGCACUUCAGGUUGUCCAUUUCUUUUGUUGGAAAGGAUCAGCUUUACAGAACAAGGUGUCAAAUGUAGACUCCAAGGUAGUAAAAGUGACAGAUAUGCAGAGAGAGAAAAUAAGUGGUCUGAAUUCCGUACUUUUGAAUGAUGAUGAUUUUGCAUCGAGAGUUUUUGGUUGUAUGCCUUCCGAAGAAAAUGGAUGCAUUUGCUUUGACUGGUCAGGAAUUAUGGCUGCAACCGCUGCUUGGGAAGAUUAUGCAUCGAACUUAAGCAAACAAAUUCAUUUACAAUUGCCUAACUGGAGAAUGCAUGAAGCUAUAUAUGAUGUGCAAUUAGAUGAAUAAUAUCCUUGAUCAAUAAUUCCAAGAAGAAGUAACCACCUACAAUUGUGUGCUUGGGUUUAAUAUUUGGGAAAAGGCAUCGGUGAAACAACUAGAAAAUAGUUUGUGAAGGUUUGCUUUGACAGCAUUAUUCAAGUCAAUGUGCUUUAUGAUAGUGUUAAGACUUGAGACGAAGCUGCUUGGAGAGAGAUGAGAAAUGAAACUAACGGAUAUCUCAAGUUUUAUGCAUAAUUGAUGUAGAAUGGGUUGUUAAUCUCUGCUAUUAUGAUUGGGAGUACCCUGCAAAGUGGAGCACUUUUAGAUUUUUCUGCAUCAAUACUAGUUGCAAACACUACAAAUUACUGUACACAUUUGUUUCUCAAAUAUCUGUUGCACGAGUUUGUGUGCAAUAUUACAGACUGAAAGCUCAUUAACACUUUCUAGAUGCUCUUUUUCUUUUGCCUUUGUAUCACAAAUAGUAAAUUUACACACUUUUAGCUUAUUA